Messenger RNA from Lodderomyces jiufengensis, 1668 nucleotides. It is a transcript of the gene ITR1, whose product is annotated as myo-inositol transporter. Gene Ontology annotation, molecular function: myo-inositol:proton symporter activity. Bases 1 to 1668 code for a protein of 555 amino acids. NCBI's taxonomy places the organism in Eukaryota, Fungi, Ascomycota, Pichiomycetes, Serinales, Debaryomycetaceae. The record is from RefSeq and is a predicted model, not a curated record. Gene Ontology annotation, cellular component: membrane. The transcript has a single exon. Gene Ontology annotation, biological process: transmembrane transport.
AUGGUCAACAACAUGACACCUAAAAAAAGUCAAGAUAGGGCUGAUGCGGCUAUAUUUGCCUCUGAAGUACCUAGUCUGUCUGCUUCAGUUACUUCUUCAAAUUCAUCAAAAGUUUUACUUUCAAAUAUUGACAAUGACCCCGCUUUAGAAAGUUCAUCAACAUAUAUUUCAAAUUCAGAAUCACGACCUUCAAAAACAGUAAUCGUUUUAACUUUAACAUCAUCUAUAUCUGGUUUCAUGUUUGGUUAUGAUACUGGUUACAUAUCAUCAGCAUUAGUUCAAAUUGGUACUGAUUUAUCAAAUAAAAUUUUAACAAAUGGAGAAAAAGAAUUCAUUACUUCAGCAACUUCAUUAGGUGCAUUACUUGGAGCAAUUAUUGGUGGUAUAUUAGUGAAUAUAAUAGGUAGAAAGAAAGUUUUACUAGGUUCAAAUGUUAUUUUUGUUGUUGGAACAAUCAUACAAUUAGUUUCAAAAACAGUUUGGACAAUGAUUGUUGGUAGAUUCAUUUUAGGUUGGGGAGUUGGUAUUGCAUCCUUAAUUGCUCCACUUAUGUUAUCAGAACUUGCACCAUCUAAAUAUCGUGGUAGAUUAAUUGUUACUAAUGUCAUGUUUAUUACUGGUGGUCAAUUAAUUGCUUACUUAAUAAAUUGGGGUUUAACUAGAGUAGCUCAUGGUUGGAGAGUGUCAGUUGGUUUGUGCAUGGUUCCACCUGUAUUUCAAUUUGUUUUAUUUUGCUUUUUACCAGAUACUCCUAGAUUUUAUGUUAUGAAUGGACAAAUUGAAAAAGCUAAACUGGUGAUUAGAAAAAUGUAUAAUCAUCCUUCAGAUGCUUUUGUUGAUGCUACUAUUGAAGAAAUGAUCCUUUCUAAUUCUACUGUACCUGGUCAUAAUCCUUUACAAAAGGCUUGGGAGUCAAUAAAAGUUAUUCAUAGUACGCCUGGUAAUUUUAGAGCUUUAAUUCUUGCUUGUGGUUUACAAGGUAUACAACAAUUUACAGGUUUCAAUUCUUUGAUGUAUUUCAGUGCUACUAUUUUUGAAACAAUUGGUUUUCGUAAUCCCACUGCUGUUUCUAUCAUUAUUUCAGCUACUAAUUUUGUUUUCACAGCUAUUGCGCUUUGUAUAAUUGACAAAGUAGGAAGAAGAAAAAUUUUAUUGGUUGGUAUUCCUUGUAUGUGUGGUUCAUUGGUUAUUUGUGCUAUUGCUUUCCAUUUCUUAAAUGUCAAUUUUUCAACUACUAUUGAAAUAGCAUCAAGAGGUAUAAAUGGUUGGGGGAUAGUCGUUAUUAUAGGAAUGAUAUUGUAUGUUGCUUCAUAUGCUAUUGGUAUUGGUAAUUCUGCUUGGGUAGGUGUUGAGUUAUUUUCUGAUGUUAAUGUACGUUCUAUUGGAGCCAUGUAUGCAGCAGGAACUAAUUGGGCAGGUUCAUUAGUUAUUGCAUCAACAUUUUUAACAAUGUUGGAAAAAAUUACACCAACUGGUACAUUUUCAUUCUUUGCAGGCUUAUGUUUGAUUUCAUUCUUUUUUGUAUACUUUUUACUUCCAGAUGCUGCCGGUUUAGAAUUAGAAGAAACUACAAACUUUUUAGCAAAUGGUUUUAAUGUUAAACAAUCUAUAGCUUUAUCAAAGCAAAGAAAAAAACUAUCAAAAUUUGCAAAAGCAAACCCAGCAUAA